AACGACCACUAUCGAGUCCAAGACAUCACUUCAACCAACGACCACUAUCGAGUCCAAGACAUCACUUCAACCAACGACCACUACCAAGUCAGCCACGACUAUAAGGCCUUGGACAACAAAACUGCCAGUGACCUCCAUCUCUGAGACUUUACGUUCUGCAAAUACAAUGCAGAAUAUGGUGUUGGGCAGCACUGCAUCAGAGAUCAUCCCAACCUCAAGAUCCAGCAGUCCAGCAUCAGUCAUUCCAUCUUCUACAAAUAGCACCCGAGUAUCCACUAUGAUCAGUUCAGAAGAGGUCUGCAAAUAUCUGAAGGCAUGGAUCAUUAAGGACUGCGACAUACAGCGCACCGGGAGAGGAAAAUACAACCUAAAUAUCUAUAGCGAGGAAAUCAUUGACGAGCCACCUUCAAAGACGCAGUCCUACAACACCAAACUUAUUGCCGCUCUGGUCACCACCUUCAUCUUGUUGUUCAUCAUCGUCCUCAGCAGCUUUUUUCUAUGGCGCCGACGCUCUUACAAGAUGAACCAGCAACAGCUGACAGAGGAGUUGCACACUUGCGAGAAUGGUUACCAUGACAACCCCACACUGGAGGUGAUGGAGGUGCAGCCAGAGAUGCAGGAGAAGAAGGUGGCCCUCACCAAAGAGCUCCACGACACCUGGAUCGUGCCCUUGGACAACUUGACCAAAGUCGACCUUCUGGACGAGGAGGACACACACCUGUAGGGUGAUGUCACCUGAGGUAAUGGUGACGUGACUGCAGGGUAACGGUCACUCACAUGCAGGACCAAACGAGGGCCACUACAUGCCCAUCCAUAAGCAGAUACCCCCCAAAAUUUUCAAAGAACUUUCUUCCUGAAUGCUAAAAGGUACAGUUUGAAAUCCUGAAAAGAACCACUGUGUGGAUCUUACCUCACAAAUACCAGGACUGUUAACCAGCACCAUCAGCGGGUCCUGUACCUCUGUAAUCCUUUAUUUUUGCCAGACUAAAAUGACUCAAAAGAUGUGAUGUUAGGAUUCACACUAUUGCAUCGAAGGGCCAAUAUUUUAUGCCCUGGGGUCUGUUACUCGUCCCCUAUGUUUAAAAAGCUGAUUAAUCUUGACCGCUGGAAGAUUUACUUACCGCUGCUGUUCAGGGUCACUGGGUAGCGGCGCAUCGCCACCCCUGUGGGGUUCUGGCGGGAGUUCCGGUCGCUCUCCGCGUUUCCAUGCUGGAGCACUGUCCUGCGCUCAUUCAGGGCCAAGGAUGGGGAGGCCGGUGAGAGACAGACCAGAAGCCGCGGAGAUUCACUCACCAGCGAGUCACUGCUUCAGACAGAACCGUAUGAAGCCAAAAGGGUGAAUAAGCCACUUCAGUGGGUCCAGCCUGCUUCUAGGAGGCUUUUUGUAAAUAUAUGUAUCUUUUUAACCAGACAAGUGCCUUCCCACACUCAGGUCUCGCUGAGGGAAGCAUUGCGUUUUGCUGUCAGAUAAUGAACCACCACAUUCACAUCAUCCAGCACCAGGUUAAAUGCUUGAAUACUGUUUCUCACAGACUCUUUCACUUUAUAAAACACUUAAGUUAUGCAAAGAUGAGUUAUUUGUGGUUCUUUUGCUGAAGCUGAUAAACACUGGGAUUUGUAUGUAUGGUUUUCCCUGAUCCAAGACCUUUUUUAUGUAUCAAUAAAACACCGAACUAACCAA
Messenger RNA from Paramormyrops kingsleyae, 1681 nucleotides. RefSeq names its product podocalyxin-like (gene podxl). Gene Ontology annotation, cellular component: microvillus membrane; apical plasma membrane. Gene Ontology annotation, biological process: cell migration; negative regulation of cell-cell adhesion; positive regulation of cell-cell adhesion mediated by integrin. The record is from RefSeq and is a predicted model, not a curated record. Lineage: Eukaryota; Metazoa; Chordata; Actinopteri; Osteoglossiformes; Mormyridae.